This is a messenger RNA of Quercus lobata, 1788 nucleotides long. RefSeq names its product premnaspirodiene oxygenase-like. Bases 1 to 1527 code for a protein of 508 amino acids. The record is from RefSeq and is a predicted model, not a curated record. NCBI's taxonomy places the organism in Eukaryota, Viridiplantae, Streptophyta, Magnoliopsida, Fagales, Fagaceae. The transcript has 2 exons. Gene Ontology annotation, molecular function: iron ion binding; oxidoreductase activity, acting on paired donors, with incorporation or reduction of molecular oxygen; monooxygenase activity.
AUGCUCCAAGAUCCCCCCUUUUCCUUCUUUACGUGCCUCCUCUUCUUUUUUAUCCUGAUAAUUUAUUUGAAGAGGUUCAAAGCCAAAGACCAAAGCCAUAAGUUGUUGCCUGGGCCAUGGAAACUGCCUCUUAUAGGGAAUUUGCACCAACUGAUUUUCUUUCAACCACAUCGAUGCUUGAGAGAUUUAGCCAAAAAAUAUGGACCCAUUAUGCAACUUCAGUUGGGUGAGGUCUUGGCUAUAAUCAUUUCAUCACCAAAAGUAGCCAAAGAGGUGUUAAAGACACACGAUGCUGCUUUGGCAAAUAGGCCAGUACUCCUUGCCAUUGAAGUUAUGUCUUAUGAUAAUUCAGGUAUGAUCUUUGCCCCUUAUGAUGAAUAUUGGAGACAAAUGCGAAAGCUUUGUGUCAUGCAGUUCCUGAGCGCGAAGCGAAUCCAGUCAUUUAGAUCAAUAAGAGAAGAAGAGGUGUGGAAUCUUGUUGAAGGCAUUUCUUCGUCUGAGGGACUUCAAAUCAAUUUCACAGAGAAAAUCUCCUCCUUGACAUAUGGUAUCACUGCCAGGGCAGCCAUUGGGAAGAAGUGCAAAUAUGAAGAGGAACUCAUAUCACUAAUCAAGGAAACGUUUAUUCUCAGUGGAGGCUUUGAAGUGCCCGAUUUGUUUCCUUCACUAAAGUUCCUUAGCUUCCUUACUGGAAAGAAGCCCGCCUUGAAGAAAAUGCACAAAAAACUUGACAAGAUUCUCGAUGAUAUAAUCAACGAUCAUAAGAAGAAAAGGUGUGCCACUUCAGCCAACAAACAUGCAAGUGAUCAUGACGAUAUAGUUGAUGUGCUUCUAAAACUUCAGGAAUCGGGUGAGCUUGAAUUUAAUCUCACCAGCAACCGCAUCAAAGCUGUAACCCUGGACAUAUUCUCUGGAGCAAGUGAGACUUCAGCAACCAUGAUAGAAUGGUCAAUGUCAGAAUUAUUGAGAAAUCCAAAAGUAAUGGAGAAGACACAAGCUGAAGUGCGACAAGUCCUUAAAGGGCGGAAGAAUAUUGAUGAGGUUGACAUUCAAAAACUAGAUUACUUGAAACUAGUUGUGAAAGAAACUUUACGAUUGCAUCCUCCUGCUGCCUUGAUCCCAAGGGAAUCAAGAGAAAAAUGUGAAAUCAAUGGCUAUGAGAUACCAAACAAUACAAAAGUAUACAUUAAUGCAUGGGCUAUAGGGAGAGAUACUGAAUAUUGGAGUGAUGCUGAUUGCUUUCACCCGGAGAGAUUCCAAGGUUCUCAUAUUGAUUUUAGAGGGGCAAACUUUGAAUUCAUUCCAUUUGGAGGUGGUAGGAGGAUAUGUCCUGGCAUAUCUUUUGCUCUUGCAAACAUUGAACUUGUUCUUUCUCAAUUGCUAUAUCACUUCAAUUGGAAACUCCCUAAUGAGAUCAAACCAGAAGAAAUUGACAUGUCUGAAUCUUUUGGAUUAUCAUGUAGGAGAAAGAAUGAUUUGAAGCUAAUUGCCACUCCUUGGUCUCCUCUUCUUCAUGAAAAACAUUGAAUAAUAGGGAUGCAAAUAUAUUACGUGUGGGUAGUUUCAAGAUAUAGUGAUAAGGUGUUUGGUUGUAGUUUGGUUUGGGUUAUUUAAAUAAAAGGUGAAAAUAUAUGAUUGUAAUAGGGUGAAUUAGAUUAAAGUUGAAACCAUAAGAACUUGACAUAUGUCUAAGUCCUUUGUGGUAUCAAGCAGGAGAAGGAAUGAUUUGAAGCUGUUUGUUACUCAUUAUACUUCUUUUCCUCGAAUAAUAAGGAUGCAAACAUAUUA